Messenger RNA from Camelina sativa (false flax), 1334 nucleotides. RefSeq names its product nicotinamidase 2. NCBI's taxonomy places the organism in Eukaryota, Viridiplantae, Streptophyta, Magnoliopsida, Brassicales, Brassicaceae. The record is from RefSeq and is a predicted model, not a curated record.
UUCAACAUAUAUUCGAGCGGUAUUAAAUUAGAGUUUAACAGUACUGAGUCAGACGACUUGUAGCGUCCAUCUGGCACUGAGAUUGAUUAAAACAGCGUCGUUUUGGUCAUUUUUGGUAUGUUGUGGUUGCUAUGAAAUGACCAAAACAACGUCGUUUUAGUUAGUUCUAGUGCCACAUGGACGUCACAUGUCGUCUAACACAAUUUUGUUAAACUCCGAUUUAAAAUUAUUUGAACAAAUGUUGAAAUUGACAACAUUUCAUAUAGUUCAGGUAGAAAAUUUGAAUUUUAACAACGUUCAGAUUGUUAUUUACAGAAUACUAAAGUUUAGAUAUGAAAAAGCGUUCCGGAAAUAGUUGAGGUUGAUUUUGGCCAUUUUCCUUAAUACUAUACAACAAACAUAAUAUGUUUAAGAACAUCAUACAUGGCUAGGCCCACUUUAUAUUCUGUUAGGCCCAAUCAUUUCGUUCUCAGAUAUAUAUCUCCACCGAUCAAAGAGCUUCAUCAUAAUCUUCUUCACCACCAAAAUGGCGUCAUCAUCAUCGAGAAAGUACGAGACACGAAAGCGAGUUCCAAAUCCAAAAAACGCAGCUCUUCUCGUCAUCGACAUGCAAAAUCACUUCUCCUCCAUGGCCAAACCCAUACUCAACGAAGCUCUCACCACCAUCGACCUCUGCCGACGAGCUUCGAUCCCUGUCUUCUUCACGCGCCACAACCACAAGUCCCCAACCGACCACGGCAUGCUCGGCGAGUGGUGGAACGAGGAUCUAGUCCUCGACGGAACCUCGGAUUCCGAGAUCAUCCCGGAGUUACACUCCCAAAUAGUACUCACCAAACCAGAGGAGAUCGUGGAGAAGAGCACGUACAGCGCGUUUCACAACACGCGGCUACAGGAAAAGCUGGAAAAGAUCGGGGUGAAGGAGGUGAUCGUGGUUGGAGUGAUGACGAACCUGUGCUGUGAGACAACGGCUCGUGACGCGUUCGUUAGAGGAUAUAGAGUUUUUUUCUCUACGGACGCGACUGCGACGGUUAAUAAAGAGCUUCACGAGGCUACGCUGAUGAAUCUCGCUUAUGGAUUCGCUUAUCUCGUCGACUGCGAUGAACUCCGGCGAGGUCUGUCUACUCAGUAGUUGAUAAAUGAUAACUACGUCUACGUAUAUUGAGGAUAAGUCUCUAAUUUGAGAUAAGGUUUAGGGGUUUUUGUGAUAAGGCUUAUAAGCCUAAGUUUGUGUUGUCCGUGUUUAUCUUAUUCUGUUCGUGUUUAUCUUAUUUUCUCAUUGUAUUGUGUAUAAAUACCCAAGUUUGGGCAGUCAAUAAAAUCAAGUCAGUUCGAUA